GCCGGUGCAGGUUCGGUUUUGGUGAUUCGAGUGAGGAUUCAAAGAGUUUUUAUUUAUUUUUUUCGUUUUUUUCAUUCUUACGCGCACAGCUAGACGAUUCGAGAGAUUUUUAAUUUGUGACUUGUGCGAGAGAUGACCACAGCAAUGAAGCUUAGAGUUGCUUUUGUAGUGUUGGCGGGGCUCUCGAUCUGCGCUCCCCAAGUGAGCGCCAGGCCGCAGUUCUCGUUCAACCCCCAGCGCCAACAGCAGCAGCCCCGGCCCAUCCCGGCGUACAACCCCGGCGUGGUCCAGCCCAACAGCUACUACGGCCGGCCCGUCGCCAUUCUGCGCCAAAACCACGUCCAGGACAUCGAUGGCUCCUACGAUUUCAGCUACGACACCGAGAACGGGAUCUCCGUGGCAGAGCAGGGCAGACCAGUGGGCAAAGGCGGCCUCGGCGCCGUCGAGACGGUGCAGGGCCAGUACAGCUACACCGCACCGGACGGCCAGGCCAUAGUCGUGCGCUACGUGGCCGACGAGAACGGCUUCAAGGCAGAAGGGAACGCCCUGCCCACUCCGCCCCCGAUUCCGCCUGCGAUCCAAAGGGCGCUCGCCUACAAUUUGGCCCACCCGGAGGAGGACAACGGCGACUACUCCCCCGGCAGCUUACAGCUCAAUUACAGGCCCAACAGGUACAACCAGUAGGACUCGUCAACUACUUUCCACGACAUGGAUAUUACUUAUUACUCACAAUAUGUAUAAAUAAUAUAUCAUAUCAUACGUA
Molecule: messenger RNA, 763 nt
Organism: Copidosoma floridanum
Lineage: Eukaryota; Metazoa; Arthropoda; Insecta; Hymenoptera; Encyrtidae
Product: endocuticle structural glycoprotein ABD-4-like
Cellular component (GO): chitin-based extracellular matrix
Molecular function (GO): structural constituent of chitin-based larval cuticle
Source: RefSeq, a predicted model, not a curated record